Naumovozyma dairenensis CBS 421 is the source of this 1824-nucleotide messenger RNA. It is a transcript of the gene RSM22, whose product is annotated as tRNA methyltransferase RSM22. Bases 1 to 1824 code for a protein of 607 amino acids. Gene Ontology annotation, molecular function: structural constituent of ribosome; methyltransferase activity. Lineage: Eukaryota; Fungi; Ascomycota; Saccharomycetes; Saccharomycetales; Saccharomycetaceae. Gene Ontology annotation, cellular component: mitochondrial small ribosomal subunit. Gene Ontology annotation, biological process: translation. The transcript has a single exon. The record is from RefSeq and is a predicted model, not a curated record.
AUGUUAAAUGUACGACAGAUACCCUUCCGUCUUAUAUUUCAAAGGUAUAACUCAACCAGUUCAAAGUUCCUACCAGAGACAGUCAUAGGACAAUGCUACAGACCUCAAAUAGUAUUGAAUCCAGAUGUAACAAAGGCAAUCAACAAUAAUAUUCUUUCUUUGGAUCAUCCUAAGAAUCUUCGAAGAGUUGCAAAAAAUUACUUCGUUGACCUUCACAGAAAUAAUUUACAUAAGGCACCUUUGACGCCUUUACAGGUGGAUGCUCAUAUUGCUUCUAUUUUCUUACAAAAUUAUGGUGCCAUUUAUCAAACAUUAAUGGAGUUGAAGAAAAGAGCUUCAACAAAGGGAGAGGAAUGGGUACCGAAUCGUGUUUUGGAUGUUGGAUUUGGACCUGCUACAGGAAUUAUUGCGUUGAAUGAUAUAUUUCAAAAUAUGGAAAAGAAACCAACUGUCAAAGAUGCUGUGAUUAUGGGUUCAUUAGAUAUGCAAAGAAAGGCUAAGAUUAUACUUAGUAGACAAAUCGAUGAAAUUGUUGAUCCAACAUCUCUAAAUGCCAGUGAAGAGAGUGCCGAAGUAAGUGAAAGAAUAGAUAUAUUGAAAGCUGAUAACGAAAUCAUGACAGACACCGAGGAAGUAUACGAGGAGGAAUUAGUUGGGGAAGUAAUGACAAAGAAGAUUAAAAUUAAAACGAAUUUAAGAGACGAUUUACCAUUAAACAAAGAAUACGAUUUGAUUAUACUUACUCAUCAACUACUGCAUGACGAAUCUAAAUUCCAUACCCAAGUCGAUGAAAACUUGACACGAUAUCUAAAAUUACUGGCACCUGGUGGUAACAUUGUUAUUAUCGAACGAGGAAACCCGUUAGGUUUUGAAAUUACUGUGAAAGCAAGACAACUCAUGAUUAGGCCCGAGAAUUAUCCUAAUGAACAUGGGAAAAUACCAAGACCAUGGAUACGUGGUGCAACUUUAAAAGACAAGACAGUUCCAGAAAAUAUCGACUACUACCUGAAAAUAAUAGCUCCGAGUCCACAUCAUAGGGCUUGUCCAUUACAAACCGAUAAUCCAAACUAUUACAGCUUCCCUGAAGGGAAAAAUUUGAAAAUAUGUACUUUCCAAAAGUCAAUCGAGAGACCUAAAUUCAGCCUAGAACUUAAGAAGGGAAGAUUAUUAUCUGCACCAUGGGAUGAUGUAGAAGGAAUAAACCAUGAUAGAUCUUACAAACCAACUCCGGAUAUGAAAGGAAAAGGUAGACCAUAUGGGAAAAAUUAUGAAAUAAUUAAUUAUUCUUAUUUAAUAGCUGAGAGAUCUUUAAAUGACCCAGAAACACUUGCUCAUAUAAAAAAAUUAAGGGAGGAACAACCUUUCAAUUUCCAAAUUGGAUCCUUAGGUGAUGGAAGUCCCGAUACAUGGCCUAGAAUUAUUUCACAACCAAUUAAACGGAAAGGUCACGUAAUAUUAGACGUCUGUGGACCUUCUGGGGAAUUAGAGAAAUGGACGAUACCUAAAUCAUUUUCUAAAGAAAUUUAUUACGAUGCAAGGAAGGCAAUGAAAGGUGAUUUAUGGGGAUUAGACGCAAAAGUGAAAAUAAAGGGUAGAGGAAGACUAAAUGUGGAAAAGUUUGAAAGAUUGGAAAAGGAAAGAAUUCGUGUAUCGAAGAAAGAAACGAGAAAACACGAGCGGGAAGUAUUACAGACGUUUAACAAAUUGAAUAAUGAAGAUAUCCCAGAUAAUUCAGAAGCAACUGAAACUGUUCAACAAUUAUCCGAAGUAUAUGGCCAUUACUUUAAACAUAGGGAACCAAACAAUACAAAAAGAAAGUACUGA